Messenger RNA from Musa acuminata AAA Group (dessert banana), 1870 nucleotides. Its product is annotated as NAC domain-containing protein 26-like. Gene Ontology annotation, molecular function: DNA binding. NCBI's taxonomy places the organism in Eukaryota, Viridiplantae, Streptophyta, Magnoliopsida, Zingiberales, Musaceae. The coding region runs from base 559 to 1380 and encodes 273 amino acids. Gene Ontology annotation, biological process: regulation of DNA-templated transcription. The transcript has 6 exons. The record is from RefSeq and is a predicted model, not a curated record.
UAAACCCUGGUUAAGAUAGCCAAGCUUCUUCCGGUCACUUCGUCUCACUAUAAAAGAUGGCCGCCUAUUCCCGAUCUGGGUUCCCGUUACCGUCUGUCCUUGCUCUCGUCGUCGAUUUUGCUUCUACUCACCGACUCCAUCCGCUGCUUCAGUAGAGGUUUGAUAUGUGCCCUUCAGCCCCAAUAUCUGUUCAGCUUUGUAUCAAUAAACAUUGGUCUGAUGAAGAAGUUAUACAGUUAUUAGGAGGAAGAACUAUGGGGGAUCUGAUCCUGGCGAAUCUGAUCACUGGGGUCGAUCCUUUCAACAUCGAACCAUCGAAUUCUUCUGAAGAUUCUUGGUACUUGUGCAACUCCAAAGGCCAGCAAUAUCCGAACAGGAGAAAUACAAUUACAGAGACAAAGUCUGGAUUCUGGAGAAUAAAGGAUGAGUGCAGAAUAUUCACGAAUACCACUUGUGUUGGUAGGAAAACGACAAUGGAAUAUUAUGAAGGGAAAGUACCCAAGGGAAAUAAAACUAGGUGGAUGAUGAUUAAAUAUCAGGUAGAGUGUAAGACUGGGAAUGGGUUUAAUCAACAAAAGGACUAUAAUUCAUUAUGCCGAGUUUUCUUGCAAAAUGAUUGGACAGAAUACGAAGAACAACACUAUUCUGCUAGUGCCAAUGUUGGUGGUGAAUAUAUCAUCCAAUUGGUGCAAGUCUAUCGAGAACCAGAAGAAACAGAUUUACCUUCCAAAAAUGUGCUCAACAGAUCCCUGUUGGACAAUUAAGAGGGUUGUUUCCUUGAAUGAGCAGGGGCAACCGGCAUUCUCUGAAAGUGUUGGUGAACCAUUACAUGAGAAUGUAGUGGAAGAGAUAGAAUCAAAUUGCAAUUUUUCAAUUGGAGAUUACCUGGAACUGAAUGAUUUAAUGAGUCCAGAGACAUCUUCAUCCAGUUCAAACAAUUCCAGCUGUGUGUCAAAUGAUUCUUAUGACUACUUUGAUGCUGAUGCAUUUUUGUUAUCUGUUGGGGAUGAAGACAACAUGAGAUCUGAUGAAGAAUAUUUAGAUCGUAGAUUUAGUAUCCCCAUCUUAAUCGAAUCAAGUCAGACUGCUGUUAGGCCUUCCUCACCAGGCUCAAUUCAUGGCAAUAACAAUAUCGUGACUGAAGAGAAUAUGGCUACCAGUUCACUGCCUCGAAACGAAAUUUUAGACCAAGGACUUCCUGUAUCUAAUGAGGAGGUGCAGUGCACGAGAGAUGAUAAAUCAGAAAAAUCUGAGGGCAGUCAGACAAACCAAGUUGCUGAUAGUUCAUUUGAUGUCAGGAGUAUGCAGGGUAAUGGAUUGAAGAAGACUGGUAAGAUUGCAAAGCUUGGCAAGAAAUACUGCUGCUUUGGAUCAUUUUAGUCAGUCAUCUCACUCAUCCUAUAGUUGUCGACAAAGUAGAUUAUGAGGUCAUUCUAAUGAAGAAUUGCAAUUGUCUAGCAACUUCGCUGGGAAGCUUGGGUUCAAAAUCUAGAGAAACACUGCCUUUUUUUUGUCAGUGUUCUUUGAACAAGAGUUGUCUCACUAAUUAGAACUUCAUCCGGAGGUGGUUAGGAAUUCAAGUUGCAGAUUUCAUUGAGAAAUCCUUGCCAUAUGGCAUAUUUUAUCUUCACACAGCUUCUGUUGUAUUGCACAAGUUACCUCAGCGGUCACAGUAUCAGUUACAUCUUCUGCUUUAUUAGGGGGCAUCUGGAGGAUCAUUGCUAUUAGGUUUCAUCUUAGAUUCACCCAGUUUAUGUGAAUAAAUAAAAUCAUAGCAGAUGGGUGUUGAUUUCACAGUAUGUUAAACAGUAUGUUUACAUUCUCUUUCUUGAUCUAAUGUGAAUUAUAUAGUUUGUUAGGCUUUCCUGUA